Messenger RNA from Histoplasma mississippiense, 156 nucleotides. RefSeq lists its product with no specific name. The record is from RefSeq and is a predicted model, not a curated record. Lineage: Eukaryota; Fungi; Ascomycota; Eurotiomycetes; Onygenales; Ajellomycetaceae. The coding region runs from base 1 to 156 and encodes 51 amino acids. The transcript has a single exon.
AUGGGACUUCCUUUACAGUGGCGGGAAAGAACGGCACACUGCGUGGGGUCCGCCAGAGUCGUGGGGACGGAGGUGAUCACUAGUCGAUACAAGGGCCAAGCUGCUAGCAGCAAGCUCAGCAUCGAGCAGCAGUUGAGAGUAUCAGCAUCCAGCUAG